Wyeomyia smithii (pitcher-plant mosquito) is the source of this 1286-nucleotide messenger RNA. RefSeq lists its product as uncharacterized. The record is from RefSeq and is a predicted model, not a curated record. Bases 252 to 1286 code for a protein of 344 amino acids. Gene Ontology annotation, cellular component: cytosol; nucleus. Lineage: Eukaryota; Metazoa; Arthropoda; Insecta; Diptera; Culicidae. Gene Ontology annotation, biological process: purine ribonucleoside salvage. The transcript has 4 exons. Gene Ontology annotation, molecular function: adenosine kinase activity.
CGGUUGUCGUGUUCGCGACCGUAUGAAAUAUAUUGUUAUUUUUAGUGCUUUACACCGCGCUGAGGUAUUCAGACACUCAUUUUUUGGUCGCUCUGUAGAACGUUCGUUUGGUAACGUGGUCGUGCUGAGAUACGCUUACUAAAUGCACAGCUAGUAACCACCGCGAGGAUAGAAUUUGAUGUUAUCAAAUCCGCACGCGUUGGAUCGAUUAAUUGUUGUUUGCAAAUUCUCUUUAAAGUAGCACUCAAAAGAUGGCAAAAUUAAGAGAUGGUCUCCUGUUGGGCUGCGGUAAUCCGCUGUUAGACAUCUCAGCCAUUGUGGAUGAAAAGUUUCUAGCGAAGUAUGACAUGCUACCAAACAAUGCCAUCCUGGCCGAGGAAAAACAUAUGCCGAUCUACAAGGAGUUGAUUGAGAACUUCAACGCGGAAUUCAUCGCCGGGGGUAGCGUUCAAAACUCCUUUCGUGUGGCGCAAUGGAUUUUACAGCGGCCGAACGUUUUCGUUUUCUUUGGCUGUGUCGGGAAGGACCGCUAUUCGGAGAUCCUUUCACAGAAAGCAAUUAGCGAUGGGGUGAACGUGCAAUAUCAGUUCUGUGCGGAUACUCCAACCGGCACGUGCGCCGUUUUGGUCACCAACACUCAGCGCAGUUUGUGUGCUAAUUUAGCAGCCGCCAACAAUUUUACGGUUGAACACCUGAAGACAUCGAGCAGCGAAUCGUUUCUGCAGAAUGCCGACUAUUUCUAUAUAUCCGGGUUCUUCCUGACAGUGAGCAUUGAAAGCAUUCUGACGGUAGCACGGCAAGCUCUGUCGCGAAAUCGACCAUUCAUGAUGAACCUCAGUGCGCCGUUCAUUCCACAGUUCUUCAAGGAUAAUCUCGACCAAGCUUUGCCGUACGUCGAUAUUUUGUUUGGGAACGAAACAGAAGCCCUAGCUUUUGCCGAACAGCAAAAAUUGGGUACUGAAGAUCUGAAACAAAUUGGCCUUAAAAUUUCCAACCUGCCGAAGCUGAAUGCGGAACGACCCCGUAUCGUAAUUAUCACCCAAGGCAGUGAUCCGGUUUUACUGAUACAGGAAGGUAAGGUGACCGAAUUCCCGGUGGACAAACUCGAACGGGGACAGAUCGUUGAUACGAAUGGCGCGGGAGACGCUUUCGUCGGUGGCUUCCUGGCUCAGCUAGUUCAGGAGCGAAACUACGCGACCUGCAUCAAGUGUGGUAUCUGGACUGCACGCCAAAUUAUCCAAAGAUCUGGCUGUACCUUCGAGGGUGUACCCGAUUUUAAAGUAUAG